AACAAUAGUAAUAUUCAGUGGAAAAAGAAAAUCAGUAGAGAAGUCCCUACAAGAAUCCCAAUUCUCGUCGGAGAUUUCUAAGUAAAACCCUAGAACAAAAACCACACACACAUAUAAAUAUUUAAUAAUAUUAUCUAUCACUCGUGUGGUGUCCUCUCUGUCUUCAUUCUCUCUUCACUCUGAUCUGAGAUUUUGAUUCUGCUAAAUCAUCUUCUCCCAAGCAGAGAGAUGGGAAUGGAAUCACAUGCUCCAUUGGCGGAUCCACACAUUGUUGGGAAUGCGUUUGUUCAGAAAUACUACAACCACUUGUACGAAUCACCAGCACAAGUGCAUAGGUUCUAUCUUGAGGAUAGUGUUUUAGGGCGACCUGGUUCUGAUGGAGAGAUGGUUUCUGUCAGCUCCUUAAAAGCUAUAAAUGAGCAGAUCAUGUCCUUUGAUUACGAGAACACAAAGAUUCAGAUUUUGACUGCUGACUCCCAAGCUUCUUACAAGAGUGGAGUUGUUACUUUAGUCACUGGUUUACUCACCGUGAAAGAUGGGGGAAGGAUGAGGUUUUCUCAGUCUUUUUUCCUCGUGCCUCAGAAAGGAAGCUACUUUGUGCUCAACGAUGUCUUUAGGUAUGUCUCUGAUGAGCUUGUUGUUAGCCACCAAGAAGAAGUCCAGGAGGUGGUUACUCAAGUAGUCCAAACAACAACAAAAGACACGAUCUUGGAGCCGGCAAGUGAAGUUGCAGAGCCAGUUACGACCAUCCUUACUCAACAGGCAACUGAAACUUUGGCGAAGGAACCAGAAAGAGCUGGACAUCCUAAAACACAAGAGGAAAACGUUGUGGAUGCUCCUAAGAAAUCAUUUGCAGUAAUUGUCCAGUCCCCGGCCAAAGUUGGUGUCAAAGCUUCUUCUCCUGCAAAGCCUAGGCCUGUUAAGAAGCCUAGCGCUGCUCCUGAAUCCAAAGCUCCUCCCCAACACUCUUCUGCUGAAGCAAUCAACCAAUCAGCAGAGGGUGGUUCCAUAUUUGUUGCGAACUUGCCUAUGGAUGCGACACCUGAGCAACUCAAUGAAACAUUCAAAGGGUUUGGUGCCAUUAGGAAAGAUUCUAUCCAAGUUAGAAGUUACAGGCUGAAGGGAAACUGUUUCGGCUUUGUGACAUUCGAAUCUGCUGAAGCUGUGAAACUGGUCCUCCAGGCUCACAAGGAGUCAGCCAUAAGAAUCGGAAACAGAAGAGUUUCUAUAGAAGAGAAACGAGGCAACAACGAGAAUGGUAGGUCCUCAAUGAGAAACGACGGGUUUAGUAGGCCUCGGGGCCAUGGAAGAAAUGUAUAUGAGAGACGGGGAGAAUCACGCAAUGGUGAGGCCAAUAACGAUGGUGAUGGCAGCAGAGCUUAUCAGAACGGUUUGGUGAAUGCUAACCGUGAAAAUGCUCAAGCCAGAGGCUAAAAGAGAGUUUUAAAACUCUCUUGUUGUUGUUGCUGCUGCAUUGUUCAUUUGAAAUUAAGAAUCUGAAAGUUUUAUAGGAAGAGAGGGAGAGAUUAGAAGUUUUGUUGGAGUUGGUUUCAUCUCUCUAUUAGGCGAUAUACUACUCUUUUCAUUUUGAGAUUUUGUUUUCUAAUAUGUUUCUAAUUCAGUAAGCUUUAUUUUGGA
This is a messenger RNA of Raphanus sativus (radish), 1638 nucleotides long. RefSeq names its product nuclear transport factor 2. The coding region runs from base 229 to 1434 and encodes 401 amino acids. Gene Ontology annotation, molecular function: mRNA binding. Gene Ontology annotation, cellular component: ribonucleoprotein complex; cytosol. NCBI's taxonomy places the organism in Eukaryota, Viridiplantae, Streptophyta, Magnoliopsida, Brassicales, Brassicaceae. The transcript has 9 exons. The record is from RefSeq and is a predicted model, not a curated record.